Messenger RNA from Penicillium taxi, 1032 nucleotides. RefSeq lists its product as uncharacterized. Lineage: Eukaryota; Fungi; Ascomycota; Eurotiomycetes; Eurotiales; Aspergillaceae. Gene Ontology annotation, molecular function: gamma-glutamylcyclotransferase activity. The transcript has a single exon. The record is from RefSeq and is a predicted model, not a curated record. Bases 1 to 1032 code for a protein of 343 amino acids.
AUGCAAAUAUCGCUAUCUCCCCAGGCUGCUCGUGAUGAGGGUGAAGCAACCUCUUUAAUCAGAGCAUCCACCGAAGACCCAUGCUUUCCCCAAAAUAUCGAGUCGAAGGGAGAAACCAGCUUGUUAAAGCCAAUGGGAACAGCAAUGGAACCUUCCGUGCUUUAUCUGGCGUAUGGCUCCAAUCUGGCUUCUGCUACGUUUCUUGGCAUGCGUGGUAUAAAGCCGCUCUCGCAGAUCUCAGCCCUCGUACCGGGGCUUUGUCUUACAUUUGACAUGCUUGGAUUUCCAUAUGUUGAACCAUGCUUUGCUGGUACUAGAUUUCGUGGUCUUGAUUCUGAAGGCACAACCUUGACUUUUGGGAACGACGACCAGGAUUAUGAGUUCAUCUCGACGCGCGAAGAUCUAGAGAAGGCCACAAUGCGACAAUACACUUGGUCUAAGCCUUUAGUGGGAGUAGUCUAUGAAGUAACAUUAGCCGACUAUGCGAAGAUCAUCGCUACGGAAGGAGGCGGUCGUGGAUACCAAGAUGUCCUUGUUGACUGUUACCCCUUUGCUGAAGACUAUAAGCCAACAGACCCGGUGCCUGACAUCCCUCAAACUAAGGUGUUCAAGGCACACACUUUAUUUUCACCAAUUAGUGAUGAAGCCCAGAGCACGCAGUCUCACAAGUGGCGACUGAACCCUAACUACGGUCAACCAUCUUCUCGUUAUAUUAAUCUCAUCAUCACUGGUGCCAAAGAGCAUGAUUUGCCAGUUUCGUAUCGGGAUUAUCUUGAAGGGAUACAUACGUAUCAUAUUACCACCAUCCGUCAGAAAAUCGGAAGAGGGUUAUUCCUGUUGCUGUGGGGACCUACCCUCAUGUCCUUAAUGUUCAUCUCAAAGCUGAUGGCUGGUCCUGAUGGACGUUGUCCUUCAUGGCUGAGAUCACUGACGAGUUUCGUUGUCGAAGCAAUGUGGACCAACUAUCACUCUUUCUUCAAGCCAAUCUUUGGUGACGGUGAGCGGACAAUACAUGAUCCCUUGCCGAUAUAA